Messenger RNA from Aspergillus oryzae RIB40, 1263 nucleotides. Its product is annotated as histidinol-phosphate transaminase. Gene Ontology annotation, molecular function: pyridoxal phosphate binding; L-histidinol-phosphate:2-oxoglutarate transaminase activity. Gene Ontology annotation, biological process: L-histidine biosynthetic process. The transcript has 3 exons. The coding region runs from base 1 to 1263 and encodes 420 amino acids. Lineage: Eukaryota; Fungi; Ascomycota; Eurotiomycetes; Eurotiales; Aspergillaceae. The record is from RefSeq and is a predicted model, not a curated record.
AUGGCUGCGAGACAAUCACCGUUUGAUCUCUCUAAAUGCGCGCGCAAGAACAUCUUGCAAUUGCAGCCCUACCGCUGUGCCAGAGAGUGUGUUUACCCUCCAGAUGACGGAACGAACGUCCUUCUCGAUGCCAACGAAAACGCUUAUGGCCCUGGUCUUGCCCUGAACUCGGAAGGCGCUUUGCAACAAUCUACUGUCAACGGAGAUUCGACUGGCUCGUCGAAGCCAGACAUCGACUUUUUGGGAUUGAACCGCUAUCCCGACCCACACCAGAUUGAGUUGAAGCAACUUUUCUGCAACCUCCGCAAUACCCGUAUUCACAGCCAAAAAGACCUGACCCCCGAGAAUCUUUUCGUUGGAGUUGGCUCCGACGAAGCCAUCGAUGCCCUGUUAAGAUGUUUCUGCGUGCCGGGAAAGGAUAAGAUCCUUACUUGCCCCCCUACGUAUGGCAUGUAUGGUGUUAGUGCGCAGGUCAAUGACGUGGAUAUCGUGAAGGUGCCUCUGGAUGUCGAGAAUGGUUUCCAGCUACAGCCGGAAAAGAUCAUCGAGACUCUGUCUGCGGACGACUCGAUCAAGAUGGUGUACAUCUGCUCACCUGGUAACCCUACAGCCAACUUGAUCCGCAAGUCCGACAUCCAGAAGGUGCUGGAGCACCCUACAUGGAAUGGUGUGGUCGUCGUGGAUGAGGCAUACAUCGACUUCGCCCCCGAAGGCUCCAGUCUCGCCGAAUGGGUCAACGAUUGGCCCAACUUGGUGGUUAUGCAGACUUUGAGUAAGGCCUUUGGUCUGGCCGGUAUUCGGCUGGGAGUCGCGUUCACUAGCCCUGCCAUUGCCCGUCUGUUAAACAGCCUGAAGGCCCCUUACAACAUCUCAAGUCCAACUAGUGCACUUGCUAUGGCUGCUCUGUCCCCUAACAACAUGGCUGUCAUGAAGAAAUACCGGGAACAGAUCAUUGCUCAGCGCGAACGCUUACUACAGGAACUACCCAAGAUUCCGGGAAUUGGUCGCUUCCUUGGCGGACAGGAGUCGAACUUCCUCCUCGUAGAACUCCUAGACAAGCCCGCGAAUGAAGGCGGAAAGCCCAGCAACCAGGUAGCCCUCGCUGCGUACGAAGCUAUGGCGGAAAAACACGGGGUUGUGGUACGGUUCCGCGGAAAGGAGCUCGGAUGCGAAGGUUGCCUGCGGGUUACAGUAGGAACAGAGGAAGAAGUCACUAGGUUCCUGCAGGAAUUGCGGGUAGUCCUGGGCGGUCUUCUGGGGUAG